CAAAGAAGAGGGGCUGACUAGGGCUUUGCGAAUUGCGAUCAGAGAGAGAGAGAGAGAGACAGAGAGAGAGAGAGAGAGAGGGUAUUCGAUAAGGAAUCGAAGGUGAUGAAGCCAGAAACGAAGAAGCGCAAGUUAUUGAAAAAAAGCAUUAGGGUUUCAAAAUCGGAGCGGAAGUCAAGGGUCAACAAGUCUUGCGAGGAGAAAUCGAAGAACCCUAGAAAACUCUCAGAGGAGGAAUUGAUGGAGAGAACAAUGAUAUGCGGAGGUACAGUUGUCGCAUAUGACCGAGAUGAUUCCAGCAGAUGUUUCCUCGGAGAGCAUCUCAAAUCUCUUGUCAACCUUGCAAUUGAUUUCUAUAACACAAACAAUUGCAAGGAUUAUCGUAUGAUGUACCUGGUGAGAGCAAUCUACGAAUCUUGCCAGGGUUCUUUGUACUAUAUGACGAUGACCGCCAAGCUGACCGACCAAGAUGAUUCCGAUGCCGUAACUUUCGAGGCAGAGGUUUACGAGGGAAUCCCAGACACUGUCGUACGCUAUGUUCGUGUGCUCGAUGAUGCACCUUCACUUUCACCUCUCGCUGCUUAGCUGCUAUUUAUCGGUGAUUCCAGUCUCCAGAUUCAGAGUAGCUAUAUAUAUUAUAUAUUAUGCUUCUGGAAUAUUAAGUGGCACUAAUCUUAAUGUAAUAGAGUUGUGAACUAACUUUAUUUGUGUGCAUCUAGAAUCCCUUUUAUUUGUGAAGAAAAAUGGUGUGUAGAAGAGGUCAAUGCCGUAUGUAAUGCUCGAAAAAUGCUAAUCUUGGUGUAUUUUGUGGUUGUCCAAUUUAUGUAUAUGCUUAGGGAAUAUGAAUUUGCUCUUCAUUUUAAUAUAUAUGUAUUUAGAAUCUCUGUUUUAUUCGUGAAUUUUACCAGAUUUUAUUAUGU
This is a messenger RNA of Erythranthe guttata (spotted monkey flower), 920 nucleotides long. The record is from RefSeq and is a predicted model, not a curated record. NCBI's taxonomy places the organism in Eukaryota, Viridiplantae, Streptophyta, Magnoliopsida, Lamiales, Phrymaceae.